GCCUGGCUAGACACCGUGCUACCUAGCUGCCCUUAAGCUGGCAUACAGUAUGAACUUGAUAAAUGUUCAAUUGACCAACUGUUUUUGUAAUGAUACUCAAAAAAAUUCAACUUAUUAUUUCAAAAAAAUAUCAUUUAAUCUCCACUGAAUAAGGGAGGUUUUUAGGAUGGUAUAAAAAUUUUACAACUGGCACAUUAUAUUUAAUCAAAGUCACUUUGAUAAUACAAUCAUGCACUUAGGUUUAAAAAUCAACUGUAAAAAGAUCCUAGAGAUACAUAGCCAGAUAACAUUUCAUGCACAUUUGAGAUGACUUCUAGUUUUAUAUCAGUCACCAAAUAUAAUUUGACUGCCAAGAAACAAUACAUAUUAAUAAUGAAAAGAAAUUGAAAUCAUCAUUAUUAAUAUAUUUCAAGAAAAUUUUUAUGUACAUACAUAUAUAUUUAGAUGUUUAUUUAUACACACAUAUAUCUUUAAAAGAUAUGGUAGAUGAUUUUGACACAUGACAAGGCCUUGAACUCCAAUGGCUCCUAUUGCCUCUGAAGAUUUCUCUUCCUGACUAUAUCAAAGCCUGUUUUUUCCAAAGUGAAUCACAUCUCUAUCCUUAAAAAAUUUUGUUUCAGCUAAAAUUAUCUGCUUGUUGCUUUAAGAACUUAACAUUGCAUCUUGUCUUAAUGACUUUGUACCAGGAUACAUUUCCAGAAUAGAUUUUCUCUUGAUUUUGGUCUCUUAAAAUCCUUAGCUUUCUUCAAGGCAUAUCUCAGAUAUCAUUCUGUAGGAAAGCUUCCUGAGAGUAAGUUUUCAGUGUUUUCUACCUUUUCAAAUUAUUUUAUCUUUUUGUUUUUGUAUUACUAGUGAUGCCUUGUACUGAUAAUUAGACCAUCAUUUUAUUAUGUGUACAAACUAACUCAUACAACAACUUCAAAGUGAUAGUAACAAAUAUUUUAAUUAGCUUUCUAGUAUGCCAUAGGGAAAGAAGCAAACUCCCCAGUUUAAAAUUUAAAGUAAUUCACAAUCUGUAUUCAAUCUAUAUCUCCAGGUUUAUCCCACACAGCUUGUUCUCCCUACAUGCACUUUCCAUUCCAGCCACACUGACCUACCUAAAGUUCCUCCCAGAGUUCAGCUCAUAUCUCCAUGUCACUGCAUAAGUCAUUCAAACCUCAUAACUGGAAUACACUCCCUCUUCAUUUGAGAUUUGCAUUUCUACUUUUCCUCAAGUCUAGGCUCAAGUAUUACCUUCCAAAGAAGGACCAAGUCCAGACCCUCUCCACCUCCCCCCCAGUUGCUUUGGUAUUUACUUAUCAGUGUUCACAGUUAACACUCUUUCCUAUUUCCACAGUAAACUCCUCAAGGACUGUUUUUUUUUUUUUUUUUCCUCUCUUGGUAAUUCCAGUUUCUAGCACUCAGUGAGUACAAGGUAAAUGAUUGCUGCAAGAAUAGGUUAUUUUAAUGACCAAUGGCCAAAAGAGAUCAUUUUAAAUAAUAUUUCAACUACAUGGCAAAAAGAGGAACUAUUAAUAGUUCAAAAAUAAAUGGUGCUCCAGAAAACAACCUUAAUUGAUUAGUCUGAAUAAAAAGAAUUAGAUCUUGAUUAUCCUAAAUUUCCUUAAAUUGAAAAAUGGGGAGUGGGAAGAAAAUUUGUUGUUGUUGUUGUUGUUGUUCUAAAUGUGUUUUUUCUUUUCUUUACUUUUUUUUUUUUUUUAUUAAAGCUUUUUACUUACAAAACAUACGCAUGGGUAAUUUUUCAACAUUGACCCUUGCAAAAUCUUCUGUUCCAAAUUUUCCCCUCCUUCUCCCCACCUCAUCCCCUAGAUGGCAGGUAGUCUAAUACAUGUUAAAUAUGUUAAAAUACAUGUUAAAUCCGAUAUAUGUAUGCAUAUUAAUAGUUAUCUUGCUGCAGAAGAAAAAUCGGAUCAAGAAUGAAAAAAAGAAAAAAAACCUGAGAAAGAAAACAAAAUGCAAGCAAGCAACCAGUGAAAAUGCUAUGUUGUGGUCCACACUCAGGAGUGGGAAGGAAAUUAUAAACGUGAUGAUUUAAUAAACACCUUUCAUUACCAACAAGCAUUCAGUUCUAUUUUGAUGAAAGCAUGCUAACCUCAAAAUACUAUAAAACUAAACAUUAACUUUAUUUCAAAUGUGAUAAAAAGUUACAUUAGAAUAUUGUUUCCCAGCAUUAAAAUGAUAAGUUAUAUGAAAUUACAUCUAUCUCAAUAACAGCUACAGUGGGUUAAUUUUAUCUACAUUAAGAAAAACAGAGAAAUCAAAGAAGGCAUUAACUUCAAAUCACUUCUAACUCAAAUUUUAUUUAUUCCUGAAACCUAAAUUUUUAGUUAUUAAUGUUUCCACUCAUGGAACAAAUCAAAAAUCCUAUGCCUUGCUAUGAAUUGAUAAAAUAUGUUUGAAGAAAAAGGAAGUGGUUCACUGAUAAUUUUAAUUCAAAAACAGAAAAAUACACAGUUAAUGAAAACUAAUAAAGAACUUAAAGGUAACUAAUCAAAUUUAUGCUGAGGUUGCAGCAACUACUUCAGAAUUUAAAAUAUUAACUCAAAGGAAAAAACCUCCAUAGGCCAACACCCCAGAAGGCGUUUCCAAGUAAAAAUUUACAAGACCUGUCUCUUAAAAGGAGACCAGACUAUUUACAAGCCUCCAAGGUAUAUUCCUAGCAGACGCGUUAUCUGGUUAAAGAAAAAGCAAUCACAAGAGGUUGAAACUAUUCUUUGUGCAAACCCAGCCUCUUCUUCCUGUGAUGUCAUACUACAAACCUAGCAAGCCUUCCUUUUCUUUUCUGAGAAAGCAAACCCUGCACACACAAUGCUGCAGGCGACUGAAGGCGACUGAAGAAAACUUCUCAAUUCAUCUGGAGCAAGGAACUUUAGGGAAUUGUUUCUGAGCUCACUUUAAUUUUCGCUUUAGGAAAUCUGCUCGCCAUAAAGGUAGCAAAGGAAAAACUUACUUUAAAGGAAUAAGAAGCUAAAGACCAAGUGGGAAUAUUUAAAGCCUUUCACGUUCUAAACCUUCUGAUUUCAAACAGAGGCAAACCACGGCGGUUUACUUUAAAUUCAUGCUCCUAAAGAAUGAUUUUACUCGCUAUCUAAAACAAGGAUUCUUUCAACCAACCAGUCCUGGAAUCCCGGUUUUUGUAGGCACUCCUGGAAGAAAAGAAUGCUUUUCUCUUGAGGAACUAAACUGCAACUUUACAGCCAAAUUUCAUGUUUCUUUUGGAGAUUUCCAAGGGAAAGGAAAUACUUAUGAAGCCAUCCAAAGAUCCCAAACAUUUGCAAAUAAAUUAGAGAUUAUAAAGUGAUCACCAUCUGAAUACUGAAACCGAGGAAAAGGAGACUGCCCCAGCUAGGAUUUCUACAUUGUAAAUCACCUUAUAAAGCACCUUUAUAAUGGUAAGCACUAACAAUUCCAACUGUUCCUAUGACGACUCCUUUAAGUAUACUUUGUAUGGGUGCAUGUUCAGCAUGGUGUUUGUACUGGGGUUAAUCUCUAACUGUGUGGCCAUGUACAUUUUCUUAUGCACACUCAAAGUGCGAAAUGAGACGACUACAUAUAUGAUUAAUUUGGCCCUAUCAGAUUUACUUUUCGUAUUUACCUUGCCCUUCCGGAUUUUUUACUUUGCCACACGAAACUGGCCUUUUGGAGAUGUACUUUGCAAGAUUUCGGUCAUGCUGUUUUAUACAAAUAUGUAUGGAAGCAUUCUUUUCCUAACUUGUAUCAGUGUAGAUCGUUUUUUGGCUAUUCUCUAUCCAUUUCGAUCUAAGACUCUCCGAACUAAGAAAAAUGCAAAAAUCGUUUGUUUUUCCGUAUGGCUGACUGUGAUAGGUGGCAGUGCCCCAGCAGCCUUUUUUCCGUCUACUCACUCCCAGGGCAAAAACUCAACCGAAGAAGCGUGCUUUGAAAAUUUCCCGGAAGCCACGUGGAAAACCUAUCUCUCAAGGAUUGUAAUUUUCAUUGAAACGGUGGGAUUUUUUAUUCCAUUGAUAUUAAAUGUGACCUGUUCCAGUAUGGUGUUAAAGACUUUACAUAAGCCAGUGACUCUAAGUAGAAGCAAACUAAACAAAACUAAAGUCCUGAAGAUGAUCUUUGUUCACCUGGUAAUAUUUUGCUUUUGUUUUGUACCAUAUAACAUCAACUUGAUAUUAUAUUCUCUUAUGAGAACACAAACAUUUGUUAACUGCUCAGUGGUGGCUGCAGUCAGGACUAUGUAUCCAAUCACUCUCUGCAUUGCUGUUUCAAACUGUUGUUUUGACCCUAUAAUUUACUACUUUACAUCGGACACUAUUCAAAAUUCAAUAAAAAUGAAGAACUGGUCUGCCAGGAAGAGUGAUUUCAGAUUCUCUGAAAUUCAAGGAACAGAGAAUUUUAUCCAGCACAAUCUGCAGACAUUGAAAAAUAAAAUAUUUGAUAAUGAAUCUACAAUAUAAAAUACAGGAACUAUAGCUUAUUGGGACUUAACUGCCCAACACCACCACAACUGUGAAAAGUGUUUUUCUGUGUGAACUAUUUCUUCAGUUCAUAAAGACAUUUAAAAUAUGAACAGUGCUUCAAAUAUCUAAAGUUCUUAGGAUUAAAAAUGGAAAAAUAAUCUAUUAAGUAUUAAAAGUAUAUUCUGCUCUUGGUAGCUACUGCA
Antechinus flavipes (yellow-footed antechinus) is the source of this 4633-nucleotide messenger RNA. RefSeq names its product lysophosphatidic acid receptor 6 (gene LPAR6). Lineage: Eukaryota; Metazoa; Chordata; Mammalia; Dasyuromorphia; Dasyuridae. The transcript is spliced from 2 exons. The record is from RefSeq and is a predicted model, not a curated record. Gene Ontology annotation, molecular function: lysophosphatidic acid receptor activity. Gene Ontology annotation, cellular component: membrane. Gene Ontology annotation, biological process: phospholipase C-activating G protein-coupled receptor signaling pathway; positive regulation of Rho protein signal transduction. Bases 3390 to 4427 code for a protein of 345 amino acids.